This is a messenger RNA of Ochotona princeps (American pika), 936 nucleotides long. RefSeq names its product olfactory receptor 2Y1-like. The coding region runs from base 1 to 936 and encodes 311 amino acids. The transcript has a single exon. Gene Ontology annotation, molecular function: G protein-coupled receptor activity; olfactory receptor activity. The record is from RefSeq and is a predicted model, not a curated record. Gene Ontology annotation, cellular component: membrane. Gene Ontology annotation, biological process: G protein-coupled receptor signaling pathway. Lineage: Eukaryota; Metazoa; Chordata; Mammalia; Lagomorpha; Ochotonidae.
AUGGUAAGUUUCAACACAAGUUUUGGUAAAAGAUUUCUUUUGAUAGGUUUCUCAGAUUGGCCUCAACUGGAAAUCUUCUUUUUUGUGUUCAUUUUAAUUUUCUACUCCCUAACUAUUUUUGGAAACACCACAAUUAUUAUUCUCUCUCGGGUGGACCUUCGACUGCACACACCCAUGUACUUCUUCUUGUCCCACCUCUCAUUCCUGGACCUCUGCUUUACAACCAGCACUGUUCCACAGCUUCUGAUCAACCUUUAUGGACUUGACAGAACCAUCAGCUAUGGAGGGUGUGUGGCUCAACUGUAUAUUUACCUUGCACUGGGCUCCACUGAGUGUGUUCUCCUGGUGGUAAUGGCCAUUGACCGCUACGCAGCCGUGUGUCGUCCUCUGCACUACACAACCAUAAUGCACCCUUGUCUGUGCCAGACAAUGGCUAUGUCUUCUUGGGUGGGAGGUUUCCUAAACUCUCUGGUUCAGACAGGUCUGGUGAUGGCCAUGCCCCUCUGUGGCCAUCGACUUAACCACUUCUUUUGUGAGAUGCCUGUAUUCCUUAAGUUAGCAUGUGAAGAUACGGAAGGAACAGAAGCGAAGAUGUUUGUAGCUCGAGUGAUAAUACUGGUUUUUCCUGCAGCUCUAAUUUUAGGGUCUUACGUACAGAUUGCUAGAGCAGUCUUAAGGAUCAAGUCAAUGGCAGGACGCAGAAAGGCCUUUGGGACCUGUGGAUCUCACCUUCUUGUGGUUUUCCUUUUUUAUGGCUCAGCCAUCUACACAUAUCUCCAACCGAUCCACAGUUACACUGAGAGUAAAGGAAAGUUUGUUGCCCUUUUUUAUACUAUAAUUACUCCUAUUCUCAAUCCUCUGAUUUAUACCUUAAGGAACAAGGAUGUGAAGGGGGCUCUGAAAAAGAUACUAACGAGAGGGCGAGACUCAGGGUAG